AUGGCUUCAUCACUAAGACGAGCUGUUCAUAAGAACCUAGAGUGUCCUGUCUGCCUGGGCUUCCCAAAAGCUGCCAAGAUGUUGACAUGCUCCCAUACCUUCUGCAAGGGUUGUCUAGAAAGACUACUCGAAUGUCAUCAAGAUAAACAAAACAUUUCAUGUCCAGUAUGCAGAGAGUCCACACAAAUUUCAAAUGGAGACAUUGGUAAACUGCCGACAUGCAUAGCACUGACGUCCAUGAUAGCUGAUGCGGCGACUCAAAAAAAGGAGCACAAGAACGUCAAAGAUGGGGAAAUGUCUGAUUGCGACGUCACAUUGAAGAGAUCGUGUAAGUGUGAGGAACACUUGAAUGGUGAUGAAGAAUGUUUCUGCGUCAACUGCGGCAAGUACAUAUGCUACAGAUGCGGUGUAGUAGAGCAUGUACAAGAAGGACAUAAGGUAAAGGAAGCAGAAAGACAUAAAAGUGCCGUGAAAACAAGCAUUGAGGAGCUGAUAUCAAAAGCAGAGGCAAAGAAAAGUGACAUCGACAAACACAUUGCCUGUAUAGCCGAACAACAGGAAAAAUGUGAGAUGGAUGAGAAACAACUCCAUGACAAUGUCAACAAAGCUUUUGAAAAUCGGGUUGUCGAACUGAUAGAGCGUAAAGAGUUCCUGAAAAGUGAAGGAAGGCAGGAGCUAAAAGAGAUCAAAACAUCAUUGCUAGGAAUGGAUGAGACAUCUUGUCAGCAGAAAAAACGGAUAGACACGCUUUGUGAGUUGGUAAAGAAUGGUCUGAGAGGUCCUCUGCAGAAUGUGGCUCUGAAAGCGCACAGCACCUUAUGUGAAGAACUAGAACAUCUCCUGGACCGAGCAGAACUUGAUCAGGAAGGGCUGAGAAGAAUGAAAGAGCAGCGUGAACAUAUUCGCUUUGAAAGUAACAAGGGACCGACUAAAAACAUGUUGUUAGGCCAUGUUCGUACAGGAGAACCCAAAUGGACAUUGGUGGCAGACAUACAGCUACCAACAGCCAACAGUAUGAAUAGUUUGGCAGCAUCACCUAACAAUACCAUGUCUGUAGGUUGCUAUACAGGAGGAAUAGUCACCUAUUCUGCACAUGUUCUCAUUGCAUGGGUGAACCAGAAGGAGGGCACGGUGAACAUCUCUCUCUACACGAGUGAGUUGAAAGUUACGAAAGCCAUCGUCAGCCACUUCAAAUUUCCAAUUCCAGAACGACACUGGUACUAUCUUCAAACAUUCAAGAGCGGGGAGAUUGCCUUCUGCACAUCGGAUAGACUCUUCAUCAUCCGCGAAUCAUCGCGAUGA
Messenger RNA from Strongylocentrotus purpuratus (purple sea urchin), 1302 nucleotides. Its product is annotated as tripartite motif-containing protein 59-like. The transcript has 2 exons. Gene Ontology annotation, biological process: positive regulation of DNA-templated transcription. NCBI's taxonomy places the organism in Eukaryota, Metazoa, Echinodermata, Echinoidea, Camarodonta, Strongylocentrotidae. Gene Ontology annotation, molecular function: zinc ion binding; ubiquitin-protein transferase activity. The coding region runs from base 1 to 1302 and encodes 433 amino acids. The record is from RefSeq and is a predicted model, not a curated record. Gene Ontology annotation, cellular component: chromatin; nucleoplasm.